Salvia hispanica is the source of this 1086-nucleotide messenger RNA. Its product is annotated as glutamate receptor 2.7-like. The record is from RefSeq and is a predicted model, not a curated record. Gene Ontology annotation, cellular component: membrane. Gene Ontology annotation, molecular function: ligand-gated monoatomic ion channel activity. NCBI's taxonomy places the organism in Eukaryota, Viridiplantae, Streptophyta, Magnoliopsida, Lamiales, Lamiaceae.
GAGCGCUUGGAUAUUCAUGAAACCUUUAACAACCGGCCUAUGGCUGACCAUUGGGGCAUCUUUCGUCUUCAUUGGAUGUGUUGUGUGGGUUCUUGAGCAUCGUGUAAAUGAACAUUUCCAAGGCCCACCUGGGAAGCAAGUCGGGAUGAUCUUCUGGUUCUCCUUCUCAACACUUGUUUAUGCACAUAGGGAGAAAGUGAAGAGCAACCUAACUAGAUUUGUGGUGAUUGUAUGGGUGUUCGUGGUGCUUGUUUUGUCGUCGAGUUACACCGCAAACUUGGCAUCCAUGCUAACGAUACAGCAGCUCAAGUCGACCGAUAUGAUCAAGAAAAGCGAUUACGUUGGCUUCCAUACUGGCUUCUUGACCCGCGGAUUCUCCAACGGUAUAAUACUAGGCGACUACAACUCCAGAAAGUAUACCUCGUUUGAGGAAUACGACGAGGCCUUGUCCAAAGGUAGCAAACAUGGAGGCGUAGCCGCCAUUGUUGAUGAAAUCGCGUAUCUCAGGCUCUUCCUCAGCAAGUACUGCCACAAGUACACCAUGAUUGAUCCGAAACACCUCAGGACUUCUGGUUUUGCAUUUGUGUUUAGAAAGGGUUCGCCACUAGUCCCCGAUUUUUCAACAGUUAUAUUGAAUCUCAAGGAGAAUGGGAAGAUCGAUACAAUCACAAGAAGAUGGCUUGGGCCAGAAGGCUGCUCGGGUGAUGGCUUGGAAAGCCUUGAUUUGGAUCGUUUUACGGGCUUAUUUCUCAUUGUAGGGCUAGCAUCAUCAACAGCUUUAGCAAUAUUCUUCUCCAUAUUUCUCUAUCGGAAUCAGCAUAUAUUAGCCUCCCCGGGUUCGAUCAAGGAAAAGCUUCGCGAUCUUGCUAGAGAAUUUAUGGUUAAGGAAAAAGAUGAUACAUCAAAGCAUUCACAAACUAGUGGAGAAAUGGCUUUAGCAUAAGGUCCAUCAAUGCACAAGGAAGAUUCAUAGGUAUUUGUUGAGUUUGUUUAUGUUUCAACUCUGCAGUUGCUGGAUUCAUCAAGAUUAUGUUAAAAUGCAACGGCUGCAGAUAUAGCACCCAAUUUAAUAGUAGUAGAAAUGGA